GUCUGAUUAAAUCAGUUGUCAUCAUUCAAUGAAGCACAACAUUUCUGCAGAGAACAGUUCACCAAGACGUUCUCAGAGGUGCUGCUAAUCUAUGUGCACAAGAGACCAGCAUAACCUUCAUACCAAAACCUGACAAGACUAUUACCAGAAAGGAAGAUUGCAGAAAAGAAAAGAUUCUUGUUUUCCAGCCAGUGCAAGAGACUCAGAAACUAUUCAGGAAAUGUCGGUGGUGCUGCAGAGUGGAGUCCAUGAGACAGAAAAGAUGGAGACUCAAGCACAAACAGGAGACUCACGGGACGACUUCCCAAAGAAACUGCCAUCUUUAGUGCAUUUCUUUCCAUCGUCGACAGAUUCAGAUAGCACGACACUGCCGUGUUCACGGUCUUUCUCUGAUGAAAUCCUUCUCAGUUACUGUCUGUCUAGCCCUCAAGUUAGUGGAGCAACUCUGUCGACAAUUGGACCAAAGCCUCUUCAACCUGCUCGAGGGACCCAUUCCAACUCAGAAAACAGCUUGGGACUCAACAUCAUCAAAAUUCCAAAGAAACACUCUAUUCCAGUCCUUGCUGGUGAGCCAGCUGUGAUUGGGGAAGGGGAAGAUUAUUUCCUGUCUCUGUUUGGUGAUACAAGGAAACUUGUGCAUUCAUUCCACGAGAAAAGUUGGAAGCACUUCUCUAUGAUUCUUGAAGAAGUGGGCCAAUCUAGAUCCAGUGCUCUUGGAGACAUUAAAAUAGCUGAGGUGAAUGUCAAGGGUUUAUUCGUGAAGCUCAUUAACUCUUCCCCCGACAAAGAGAUGGAAAUUGGAAAUCAUACUCUCCAACAAAAUGUGGAUGGACAAACAAUCUCUCUCUACCGAUUCCUUCCUGGUAUCAUAAUGCAGGCCAAUUCUACAGUAACAGUCUGGACAGCAGCAUCUGAAAUAAAGCAUCAGUCACCAUCUGAUUUUCUUUGGAAGGAACACAACAGGUUUCACACAGGCCCAAACUGUACAACCAUCCUGUGCAAACCUAACGGUGAAGCUGUUGCCUGGUACACUCCCAUUCACUGGAAGCAAGCAUGGGAAAAAUUAGAGACCGACAUCGAAUUUGACAGAUGUUCAAUAAUAAGUGCAACACCUCAACGGCACAUGUUUAAUUGGCCAGCAGUUGCAACUACAACUAAAGAAAAACGAGAUCAGUUUAAGAGAGAGUCCUCAAAAUGCCAGGUGGAACAAGUUCAAGCUUCUCUUAAAAGAGAAAAAGAAAUCCCACCAACCCUUUUCCCCACUCGCAGCCCAUGGUGCCACAGUCCUAAUGUCCCUGCACACCCCUACUGUGCACUGACCGAUGCUCACAACACCUCCACAGCUGGACACAGCUUAAACAGACAGCCCAGGUCAACCCGGACUGAUUCAGUCCAGAGAUCAAGAAAAAACAGGACAUCUGAGUUACAAAAGCAAUAGGCAGUCAAUUCAACAUCUAAAGGAUGAUAAUAUUCUAGUCUGGAGAAAAACACAAGGAUGCCUAACAUGAUGCAGCCUGACUUCCACACAGGAAAGGAGAGGAAGCCAGCAGCAAGCAAGAACAUGGUUUCUUUAAGAAAAGAUAUUUCCUCAGGACUUUCCUGAUACCAUUUGUUAAAGAAGGGAGAUAAGAGUUUGUGCACAAAUUGAAACAUUUGUUGUCCAGGGUGUUACAAAGAAAAAUACUGGUCAAAAGCAAAACCAUUACAGUUUUCAUUUUAUGCACAUGAAGUUUCCCAAUCAUUAAUUUCAGUCUUUUAUACCCUGCCCAGAUGUUAGGUCAACCACUUCUGCCAUCUCUGCAGAUGCAUUUUCCAAAAGGACAUGUUUUAGGAAUUCCGAAUCUUGUGGUCUGUCUGAUUUUCUACACUUGGAAUCUUGUCUCCCUAAAGCAUGUGUUAAUCUGGCUUCCUAAUGUCUAGAAGUAAUAGAGGAAGUUUCUAUGGGAUAACUAAUUGGGAGUUUUUAAACCUGCCUGCACAUAACUCAGAUUCAGCCAAAAUAAUCUCUUCUACCUUGUGACAAAUUCCUAGGUACAAAAUCCCAUAGAUAGGAAAUACUGAGUUUUUAUUAAGUAAUCUGAUGGAGCUACUAUUUUUUUUUUUACACAAUUCUCACUUCUUAUUCUCUAGCGAUCUUAUUCUAUACUCAUCAAGAGUAUACAAGUUGAAAAACUAAUGAACUUGUUCAUUUUUAAUGUUGACCCUCUCUUCAUAGGCAGAAGGCAUGAUUGCUUCUGUUUCUGAGAACAAAUCCUGUCUAUGCCUCAUAGCCCAGCUUAAUUUAUUUUAAUUUUUGUUUAUUUAUAUAACACAUGCCGAAGAUAGGGCAUAUACAGUCUUGAAAUGUGAGAAGGAGCAAGAAAAGUGCGGAUUUCCCCCAAAUAUAUUGUUUGAAAAAAAUAAAGAAAUGUAAAGUGAAAGUGAAAGAAGUGAAGGAAUGUAAAAUAACCCCCAAACCCAUUACUGGUGACCACUGAGUUUUGUUUAUUAUAUCCAAAUAUCAAGGGCUAAAAAUACUUUAUUUUUAAAAAGUCACAUUCCAAGGAACUCAAACAUAUACUUGUACACCAGUAUUAAUAGCAGACUAUUCAUAAGUAAUAAAAGAUGAAAACAACUCAAGUGUUCAUCAACAGAUGAAUGGAUUCUUAAAAUGUGGAAUAUACCCAUAACAGAAUGUUAUUCAUCCAUUAAAAAAAAUGUUAAUAUAUGCUACAAGAUGGUUAAACCUUGAAAAUAUUAUGCUAAAUGAAAUAAGCCAGACACAAAAGGACAUUUGUCUGAGGUACUGAGAAUAGGCAAAUUCAUAGAAAUGGAAAGUACAAUAGCGCUUACCAGGGGCCAGGUCAAGGGGAGAAUGAGCAGUUGCUUUUUAAGGGGCACAAAAUCUCUGUUCAAGAUAAUGAAACAGUUCUGGAAACACUAAUGAUAGUUGUACAAUAUUGUGAAUGUACUUA
This is a messenger RNA of Capra hircus (goat), 2954 nucleotides long. RefSeq names its product lamin tail domain containing 1 (gene LMNTD1). NCBI's taxonomy places the organism in Eukaryota, Metazoa, Chordata, Mammalia, Artiodactyla, Bovidae. Gene Ontology annotation, cellular component: nuclear envelope; cytoplasm. The transcript is spliced from 11 exons. The record is from RefSeq and is a predicted model, not a curated record. The coding region runs from base 221 to 1438 and encodes 405 amino acids.